UCUGAGGUUCCUUUAUAUGUACAUAUUUGCUAGGAUUUGCAUCAAAGUUUUUAUUUCCUACUCAAAAUGGUGAAAAUUCAUGUCCUCAUUGCUUCUUUAUUGAUGGCAAAUUAUUUUGUGCUUCACCAAGCAAUUAUACCACCCCAAAAUCUCACCACAGAUCUAUCUGCUCUUCUUGAAUUCAAAAGCCAUAUUUCUUUGGACCCUUUUGGCUUCUUGGACAAUUGGUCUUCCACAACCUUUGUCUGCAACUGGACUGGGAUUUCUUGUGCUUUCAAGAACCGAAGGGUUACAGCUCUGAAUCUUUCUAAUUGGAGCCUUAGAGGGAUAAUUCCUCCUCAUCUAGGAAAUCUCACAUUCUUGACUUCACUGGAUUUCAGCCAUAACAAUUUCAGUGGCUUCAUCCCUCAUCAGUUAGCUAAUCUGAUAAGUUUGAAACAGAUGAAUGUUGGAUACAACAACUUGUCUGGAGAAAUCCCUUCAUGGUUUGGAAACUUGCAAGAACUUCGAUUUCUUCUUCUCAACAACAACACCUUCUCAGGUGCGAUCCCGCUUUCUUUAGGGAAUAUCUCAAAUCUGGAGAAACUGAAUCUGGGGUACAAUUUAUUGGAAGGAAAUAUUCCAAAAGGGAUUGGAAAUCUUUCCAACUUGAGGACAUUAACUUUAAGAGGUAACCAGCUUACCGGGUCCAUACCAUCUGGCAUCUUCAAUAUAUCCUUGGAAGAAAUCGACUUUGCAGAGAAUAGCUUAUCUGGUAGUCUCCCAUUAGAUAUCUGCAACCAUCAGUUGAAACAGAUCAAAGGACUGAACCUUUCAGUCAAUCAGCUUCAAGGUUCAAUUCCAUCUGAGUUAUAUAAUUGCAGAGACCUUGAGCAUUUGUCACUGUCCUACAAUCAGUUCAACGGUCAGAUUCCAAGAACACUUGGAUUCUUGGUCAAGCUCAAGGAUUUAUCUCUUGGGGGAAACAUUUUUACAGGCGGAAUUCCAAUGGAAAUUGGAAAUCUUAGCAGCAUGCAGAUACUAAACUUGCAGAGUAGCUUUCUGACAGGGAGAAUUCCAUGGCCUGUCUUCAAUAUAUCCUCUUUGAGAGCAUUGGAUUUGUCUAACAACAGCCUCACAGGAAGCUUACCGUUAGACAAGUUUUACAACCUUCCAGCACUCAAAGAGCUACAUCUUUCAACCAAUCAGCUGAUUGGCUCGAUUCCCUCGUUCAUAUGGGAAUGCAAGACCCUCGAAACUUUAGAUUUAUCAAAAAACAACUUCACGGGUGGCAUAUCAAAGAGGGUUGGGAACCUAACAUCGCUCCAAAACCUUCUUCUAGAUCAUAACAUGCUGACAGGUGAAUUACCAAGUGAGAUUGGUAACCCCAAACUGGAAACGCUUUAUCUUGGAAGUAAUAACCUAGCAGGCCAUGUUCACCCAGAGGUAUUCAAUAUGUCAUCACUAAUUAGGAUGAGCUUGGAUGAGAACAACUUCAAUGGCUCUCUCCCUUUUAGCAUGUGGACUACACUUCCUAAUCUUCAAGUGCUUAAUCUAGACAACAACAAAUUCACGGGGAUGAUCUCAAGCUCUAUAUCCAAUGCAUCUAAGCUCACCUUCCUUUCCUUAAACUUUAACUCUUUUACUGGCCCUUUACCAACUACCCUUGGCAAAUUAAGAUUCCUCAAAAGACUUUUUGUCGGAGCAAACAAUUUCACCAGAGAAUCGUCAACCCCAGAACUAAAGUUCAUCUCUUCUUUGACAAAUUGCAGAGAGUUGGAGAAAAUGGAACUAUCACUGAAUCAAUUCAAUGGUUUCCUUCCAACUUCAAUUGGGAAUUUCUCAAAAACUGUUACUAUGUUCAAUGCCUUUGGAAGCCAUAUUAAGGGCACCAUUCCAAGUGAAAUUGGAAACAUAAGCAGCUUGGAAUCCAUAAACAUGGAUAGCAACGAAUUCACAGGAUCCAUCCCCUCUACAAUUGGAAAACUAGCUCAUUUGGAUCGUAUAUAUCUAGAACACAAUGGGCUUCAAGGUUCCAUCCCAGCUGAGCUUUGCCAACUGAAAAUGCUUGGUGACUUGUAUCUGAAUGAAAACAUGCUCACUGGUCCAAUACCAGAUUGCUUAGGGGAACUCAAAUCCUUGAGAAGAGUCUUCUUGCACCUCAACAAUUUGACAUCUACAAUUCCAUUGAGUUUUUGGAACCUUAACGAUCUCUUAAGUCUGAACCUGUCUUUGAACUCUUUAAGUGGUGAUAUUCCCUCGCAGAUUCAGAAUCUUAAGGUCAUAAGAGAAUUAGACUUAUCAUGGAAUCAAUUAUCAGGUGAUAUUCUAAGUUCAUUCAGCAGUGCUCAAUCACUUGUUUUUUUGUCCUUGGCACACAAUACUUUUCGAGGGCGCAUUCCUCAAUCUAUGGGAAAUUUGAUAAGCAUGGAGUAUUUGGAUUUGUCUCACAAUGAUUUUUCUGGAACAAUUCCGCAGUCCAUGGUGAAGCUUGGAGACCUAAAUUACUUCAAUGUGUCUUUCAAUAAACUGGAAGGGGAAGUUCCAACAGAUGGACCAUUUGCCAACUUUACUGCUCAAUCCUUUGUGCAAAAUUAUGCAUUAUGUGGCUUAGCUAGGUUAAAUUUGCCACCUUGCAGAACAAAUUCCCCUUCCCAUUCAUGGUCAAGAAACAUUUUGAAGUACAUUCUACCUCCAAUCGUGUUUGCUGUCCUAAUUGUUGCAAUCAUCACAUUUUUGUUGGCAAUAAAAAGACGAAGCAGGGAAAUAUCAAGUGAGAUAUCACCGGGUGAAGGAUCAUUACUUCAACAGUUUUAUUGGGGAAGGGUUUCUUACGAAGAGCUACUAGAAGCGACAGAUUCCUUCAGCACGAACUAUCUACUUGGAACUGGAAGUUUUGGUUCUGUAUAUAAAGGGACACUCCUCGAUGGAUCCGAAGUCGCGAUAAAAGUUUUCCAUCUGCAAUCUAGGGAAGUAACCAAGAACUUUGACGCAGAAUGUGAAGUAUUGGCCAGCAUCCGUCACCGAAACUUGAUAAGAAUCCACAGUUGCUGUGUUAAUCGUGAUUUUAGAGCCGUGGUACUGGAGUAUAUGCCAAAUGGGAGCCUUGAAAAAUGGUUGCAUUCUGAAAAUUAUUUCUUGGACGUGGUACAAAGGUUUAAGAUUAUUGUUGAUGUGGCGUUGGCUUUAGAAUACCUUCACUUCAAUCACGCACCAGCUGUUGUUCAUUGUGAUCUGAAGCCUGGCAACAUCCUGCUAGAUGAAGAUAUGGUUGCACACGUCUGUGAUUUUGGUAUCUCCAAAAUCUUUGGCAAUGGGGAAACUAUGGUUCAAACCAAAACUUUAGCCACAGUUGGUUAUAUGGCACCAGAAUAUGGAGAGAAUGGAAUAGUGUCUACAAGUGGUGAUGUCUACAGUUUUGGCAUAAUUUUGCUGGAAACAUUCACAGGGAAAAAGCCAACUGAUGAUAUCUUUGGUGAAGAAUUGAACUUGAAGCAAUGGGUUAGCAAAUCUGUAGAGGCAAACUCAGUAAUAGAAGUUGUUGACAGAAACUUAAUUCACGAAGAAGAUCAGAACUUCUGUCUGAUGGAGCAGUGUUUGUUGUCUAUUCUUCAUGUUGGGCUACUCUGUCUAAGCGAUUCACCUCACAAGAGAAUCAACAUGAGGAACGUUGUGACCAGACUAGAAAAUAUUGAAGUCCCACUAGUUAAAAAAUUAUAG
Molecule: messenger RNA, 3699 nt
Organism: Coffea eugenioides
Lineage: Eukaryota; Viridiplantae; Streptophyta; Magnoliopsida; Gentianales; Rubiaceae
Product: probable LRR receptor-like serine/threonine-protein kinase At3g47570
Exons: 4
Coding region: 67-3699 (1210 amino acids)
Biological process (GO): protein phosphorylation
Molecular function (GO): protein kinase activity; ATP binding; protein binding
Source: RefSeq, a predicted model, not a curated record